GAUCCUUCCUUUAAAAAAAAAGUAAAUGAUAGAAAUAUUAAGAGAGAGAGAGAGAGAUAAAGAGAGAAUGAACAAACAAAAAAAACGAUAGCUAGAGGGGGAGAUAUUAAGAAAAAUCAAGAAUGACAAGAGAUGGAGAGAGAGAUGGGAUUAGGAUGAGAGAGAGAGGGAAAUGAUACAUGUACUAAUGCACUGAUACUACAGUAACGAUAUUUUCCCCCUUUUAGCAGGUCAUGGAGCGUGACAUAAUUGUUUAAUCAAACGGGAGAAAAGAUGAUAAUGGUAAACUGAUGUUUUGAUGUCGAGCACUGCGUAGUCAUAGCUAGCAUAUAAACAAAGCGAUUGUGAUGUGCAAUACAUUUAUUCUGUUCCCACUCACUACGGAAUCCACUCGGUAUGACUUCAUGUGCAGGCUAUGUUUUCCUUUUCUCGUGCAAUCCGCGAGGAACAGCUUCUAUCAAAGGACGUGUAAAUCUCUAGAGAUUCACCACGUAAGAAAUAUCAGCAGUUGAAACGUUCCAUUUACGGUCAGAGUAUGUUUCACUUGUAUGCAGGGAAAACCCACUCCGUAUUUCUAUUGUAUCAUUCACGUGGGGGUGUAAGCAUGGAUAAAAAUAGUAAAUUUAAUCAAACAAAUGAAAGCUGCAUCACAUUUAACUGAGGUUCACAAUCGAGAUAUUUGACUCCUGUGGAUAGACGUCUAAUUUUGAAACGGGCUACUAGUCAUUUCGAAAAGUAAUAUCCUCGACCCGACAUGGACACCACUGCCAUCAUUAAGAGUGUCAUGGCUGAUAAGAAUAUCACGAAGAACAACAUUAAAGAGAGAAGCUCCCGGCAAGGGGUGCGAGGUUUCUCCCGGAUCGCGUGUUCCAAACCUGAUUGUGAAGGGACCUGGAACACUCAUCAAGCCCAUGCUGUUAUUGAUCUUAAGAGACAGAAGGUAGUCAGGAUCUAUAACCAGAAGUGCAAGACAUGUCAACACGAGAAUGCACCCAGCUUUGAGGAUUCUGUGUUUCGGGAGAUGGUGGAAAAAGCUCUUGAGCAGGAGAAGAAGUAUCGGAACAAUAAUAGAUCUGUGAAGCGUCGUAGUUCCUAUCGAGAUGAUGAUGAUGAGUAUGGAGGACCUCCUCAUGAGAGUAGUCUCUGUGAGAAGUGUGGCUACGGAAGCUCCCCUUGCUGGAAAAGAACCAGGCGCUACUAGGUCCCAUCUUUCAAAAGUGUUCUGAGGGAGGAUCUUCCUUGAUUUUUCAGUUUUAAGAAUAGAAGUUAGUAUGAACAGAGAGGUUGAUGAUUAUUUAAGUUUAAGAAAUAGAAUAUAUUGUGUGAAAAUUAUUGCUGCAAACAUAUGUUUUUUUUUUGUUGUGUUAAAGAAGUUGACAGAAUGUUUAUCGCUAAACCAAUCUUGUUUGUUAUUUUCAUUUCAUUUCAUUAAUUUUUGUUACCGUUAAAAUAUGUUUAAUUUGUAUUUACCAAUUAUGAAAUAAAACUUUAAUGACGAUCCUAAAUACUGUAAUAUUACUUAUAUUACCCUACUUUAUUGCGCUAAAUAUGGACUAAAUCUUCUUGAUAAACAAUUUUUGAAACCCAAUUCAGAAUAAAUGCAGAUAUCAUGCUAAAAUUGUACAACAUAUUGUAACAUAUUUAAAAUCUACCCAUCAACUGAUCAACUGUGAAUGAUGAGGGAAAUGUCCUUCAAACAUUUUACUUAAGUUGAAAAUCGUAAUUCAUGAGCAGUUCAUUGUAUUGUAUUGGUCCAUAAUUGACAAAUAGCAAAUAUUUCGAUUUUGUUUUUCCUGUAUAAGCAUUUGUAUAGACUGAAAUUGAUUUAUCUUUUCUCAUGCACAGUAGGAACAGACGCCCUGUCAUUUCUUAAGUUGGAUUUAUACAUGUAAACACCAAAUGUUGAACACACUCUAACAUUCUCUAUUUCUUUUGGGAGGGGGUGAUGAGUAGACCACAAAUUACACCAAAUAAUAAUUAUACCAACUGUACCUACUCCAAUUUGACUCCUAAUAUACAAAUUGCAAUUUUUGAACAAACCUUCAGUUUAAAAAAAUGCUAGUCGGGACAUUUUCAUAACUCCUGUCAGCAAGCUUUCUUAUUUUCUUUUCGGUAAUUUUGAAAAGCUGACAACAAUUUUGUGCGCAAAUCUGGUUGGACACCCCCCUACCUCGUUCAAAAUGGACUAGCCUCCCCCUCCCCCGAUUGAAAUUCAGUCAGUUAGAUCCCCUGACCUCGAAACCUUAAAUGAGCUAUGCCUCUUGGUUAAGAGCCAUACAAUCGAUGACUGUUUGGGGUCUUAUUAUCAAAUGAUCGGAGGACAUUCAAAAGACAAGAUAUUGAUCAUUAAGACUCUUUGGUCAGUUACACAAUGGAAAUCAUCAUCGAGAAUACUGGGCAUUAUACUUUUCCUCUAGGGGGAAUGUAUAGCCUUGCAUAUGCAUAGAUUUUUUUUGUCUAGUUAAGUAGACCUACUCGGGAUUACCUUUUUUUUUUUUAUAAAGUCUAAUAGUGCUCCCAUUUUGUUUAUAUUUACCGUUGUUCAAAUCUUCUCCAUUUGAAUAGCACCAUGGUCCUUGUCUCUUAGAAUACUGUUGUUUUUUUGUCAGAUGGAAAUUAUUAAAUAUUUUUUCAAUGUA
Strongylocentrotus purpuratus (purple sea urchin) is the source of this 2639-nucleotide messenger RNA. RefSeq lists its product as uncharacterized. The record is from RefSeq and is a predicted model, not a curated record. The transcript has 4 exons. NCBI's taxonomy places the organism in Eukaryota, Metazoa, Echinodermata, Echinoidea, Camarodonta, Strongylocentrotidae. The coding region runs from base 755 to 1201 and encodes 148 amino acids.